GCCCCGAGUUUCCAUCUUCCCCUGCAGCAGGACCUUCAUCUGACUGCUUCAAUCAGCGACCACAGUACACAUCGAUGUACUCUAAUGCGACAUCGAUUACACAGGUUAUGGAACAGGCGAGAUUUGCUGAUCCAAAUGCGCUUCAGCCAACGAGCAGUAUCAACAUGCCAUCACCUCAUGGACAAUGGGUUUCGUCGCCUGAUCCGUACACUUCGAUUGACCAGCAAGUGUCGCCUUCCCAUUCCCAGGCGGCUUUUGAUCCUUACAGUCUCCGAUCUCAACGGUAAUAACAUUCUACGAUACAUGUAUCAGUAAAUUUUCUCUGUCUUUCGGGCAUCCGGGGUCUUUAGUGUGACUGUAAUAUUUUAGUAGACAAUGUGUAUGGAAAAAUGACGUCAAACAGAACUUGUCCGCAACGAUGAGCCUUGAUGCCUUCGUGAAACAUUCCAAGCCUCAGCCUGAGCCAGUCGCAACCUCGCAGGAGAUUCGAGACCGGGGUUCCACUUUCGUAGCCAAUAUAUUCAAGUGCACUACUGAAGAAGAAGUACGCUCGUGCAUCAAGCACCUCCGGCGCGUCACUCACGGCGCAAAGCCUGCCUCUCAUGAGAUUUCUGCAUGGCGAUGCAUGGUACUCAAGAAGGAGCAUACUGGGCUCAUGGGGCCUGACGACUUUGAAGUGAAGAGCGGUAGCGAGGAUGAUGGGGAAAAGUGGGCCGGAGAGAAGGUCCUGAAAGCUAUGGUCAGCGAGGCUGUCAUGGACGCUGUCGUCGUUGUCAGCCGCUGGUAUGGCGGCACAUUGCUAGGACCUGCGCGAUUUGCUCAUAUCGAGACUUGUGCUCUCGAAGUCUGUCGAACCUUUCAACAAAAGGAAGAACUUGACGAAUGCAUAUCUACGCUGUCCAGUCUGGAUGACACUCUAGCACAGCUCCGUGCAGAACUCGAUUCGUUAUCGCCAGACUCAGAUGCCAGCAAAGUAAAAGCGCCUGUAUAUCCUGUCUGGACGGUAUCCGAUUUGGCAAAGGCUAAAAGACUAGUGAAGGCGCGAGAAAAUGCUAUUAAAUCCGUGACUACCUUUAUUGAACAACGACGGCGAAAUACUGCCUGAAACUGGUACUGUCUGUAUAUGGAUUCAUCCAACAUAGAAGCAACGCUAGCACGAGGGGUGACUCGGGAACCAUGAGAAGCGUGAAUCUCUUGGAGUGUAAACUCGGAGCAAGCAGUGCCCUCGGAGCUUGCGUUAAAGAAUGCGCCAUUCUGAUGGUAAGAGGC
Desarmillaria tabescens is the source of this 1269-nucleotide messenger RNA. RefSeq lists its product as uncharacterized. Gene Ontology annotation, cellular component: cytoplasm. The transcript is spliced from 3 exons. Gene Ontology annotation, biological process: regulation of translational initiation; GCN2-mediated signaling. NCBI's taxonomy places the organism in Eukaryota, Fungi, Basidiomycota, Agaricomycetes, Agaricales, Physalacriaceae. The coding region runs from base 419 to 1105 and encodes 228 amino acids. The record is from RefSeq and is a predicted model, not a curated record.